ACUCCAUCAGGAUCUGAGACAGAUAUGGAGGAAACCAUUAAAGUAAGCGACCCGAUUCCUUUGGAAUCUGAGGAAGGCAAGCGUCUUCUGGAUGAAGCUGAAGCUCGUCAAGACAUCUUAAUGGACAUGUUUGACUUCCAGCAGCACUAUUCGCACUGUGGCAUACAGAGUGCAGCGCUCCUACUUGCAUCUUUUGCAUGUGGAAAAGCGUGUCGUGAAGCAGGCCACUGCAACUUCAGACACUGUGAGGACAUUAAGGAGCAGUACCACGGAUUUGCUAUGUUCGCCUUCAAGGAGACCGAGGAGAUCAUUACCCAUGAUGUCAUCCAGAAAACAGGCACCACGUUGGUGGAUGUAGGCCAGUUACUCGUCAGCCACAAACACCAAGCUACGAUGUACUUUGGUCAGGAGUCCUCCGUGGAUGAAUUCCGCUGUCUAGCCGUGGAAGCCCUGCGCCAUGAAGAUUCCAGCGCUGGAGUUAUUCUGAACUUCCAGCGAUACCUUUUGGGACAAAUCGGGAAGGCUUCAAAGUAUGGACAUCACAGUCCCCUUUGUGCAUAUCACAAAGCCACUGACCGCUUUCUGAUGCUUGAUACUAAUGUUGGCAAGCCCAAAUUGUGGUUAAAGACUGAGGACUUGUUUCAUGCAAUGCAAGAUGUUGAUGUAGCUACUGGAAAGUCGCGAGGAUUUGUGAUCAUGGGUGGUGUUAUCUGAACAUACUCCCAGGCAGUAUAUUAACUUAAAAUAUUCCAUGUCUAUUUAGAAUAUUCACUGUAGCAUGUGAACAGAGUUCAAUUUUAUUUAAAGGGACAGAUGGCACAGUUGAAUGAUACAGUACCGAUGGGUUG
Patiria miniata (bat star) is the source of this 848-nucleotide messenger RNA. Its product is annotated as glutathione gamma-glutamylcysteinyltransferase-like. Gene Ontology annotation, biological process: response to metal ion; phytochelatin biosynthetic process. The coding region runs from base 25 to 714 and encodes 229 amino acids. The record is from RefSeq and is a predicted model, not a curated record. NCBI's taxonomy places the organism in Eukaryota, Metazoa, Echinodermata, Asteroidea, Valvatida, Asterinidae. The transcript has a single exon. Gene Ontology annotation, molecular function: metal ion binding; glutathione gamma-glutamylcysteinyltransferase activity.